AGAAAACAAAAAUGACGGCAAGUUCGGUGGUGGAUAAACAAGAAAGUGCCGCGGAUCUCAAUACUUUGCUCAAGGAAGUGAGCAACUUGAAAAUUCGUAUCGAAGAAGAGCGAAGGAAAGUGAACGAUGUCACACUCGCCAGCGUUUCUUCUCGCCUGGAGUCCAUGCAACCGUUUAAUUUCAAAGCCCGAAGGCUCUUGAAAGGACACACCGGAAAAGUUUUGUGUCUCGACUGGUCGUGUGACAAGCGCCAUGUGGUGUCAUCCUCGCAGGAUGGGAAACUCAUCAUUUGGGACGCUUUUACUACGAACAAAGAGCAUGCAAUAACUAUGCCUACGACGUGGGUUAUGGCUUGCGCUUAUUCUCCGUCGGGGAACCAAGUUGCUUGCGGAGGGCUUGACAAUAAGGUUACCAUGUACCCCUUGAGCUUGGAAGAUUCCGAUGCAUCUGUGAAGAAGAAAACCGUUGGUGUUCACUCCUCGUACGUUUCCUGUUGCUUGUUUCCAAACUCGGACCAACAGAUUCUCACUGGAAGUGGUGACUCUACUUGUGCCCUGUGGGAUGUGGAAUCUGGUCAGAUGCUGCAAGGAUUCCAUGGUCACAGUGGCGACGUGAUGUCCAUUGAUCUCGCACCAUUCGAAACUGGCAACACGUUCGUGUCCGGGUGUCGCUUGUAUGACUUGAAAGCGGACAGAGAAGUUGCGUGUUACACCAAGGAAAGCAUCAUUUUCGGUAUCAAUGCUGUCGAUUUCUCCUUGAGUGGGAGGUUGUUGUUUGCUGGCUAUAACGACUACACAGUCGGUGUUUGGGACACCCUGAAAGUUACCCGUUUAACUGCAUUAUACGGCCAUGAGAAUCGUGUUUCUUGUCUGAAGAUGUCCCAGUGGGACAUGAGGACGGGCCAACGAGUUCACGUUUUCGAGGGCCAUGAAGCGGACAUUAAUGCGGUGAAAUAUUAUCCAAGUGGAGAUGCCAUUGUUACCGCCGGGGACGAUGCUACUUGUCGCUUGUAUGACUUGAAAGCGGACAGAGAAGUUGCGUGUUACACCAAGGAAAGCAUCAUUUUCGGUAUCAAUGCUGUCGAUUUCUCUUUGAGUGGGAGGUUGUUGUUUGCUGGCUAUAACGACUACACAGUCGGUGUUUGGGACACCCUGAAAGUUACCCGUUUAACUGCAUUAUACGGCCAUGAGAAUCGUGUUUCUUGUCUGAAGAUGUCCCCUGAUGGCACAGCUUUCUGUACAGGGUCCUGGGAUACAAAUCUGAAGGUCUGGGCUUGAAUGGCGAAUCUCCUUUUUUUUUCAUGGGCGAGUGCUCAUUUGUGAGGCAUCAAGAAUUCCCGCGGCAUCAUGACAAGACGUCAUUGUUGAUCAAGAUAGUACCAAAUUUGUAUUACCGAUUCAACUUAUUGUCAGGUGACUGAGAGCAUCGUUUGCUGAAACUCUAUGAUGAUUAAAAGUCUUGAAAUGUUUCUCAUCGUAGCUGGCGUGUCUAGGAAUUAUGAAGAUUUCAGACUGCUCAUUCACUGUAAUCUUUGUGUAAUUCAAGUGGACCCUCUCUACAACGAAAUUCAGUGGACCAGAAAAAAAAAUCCUAGUACAGAACCCCUAAAAUAUAAUCGAAUCUUGAUAAAUCACCAUUCGUCGGUGAGGUUUCUGGCUCUUUAAAGGGGUUGGUGUUUCAUCAAGAAAGUUGAAAUAAUUUGAAAAUUGAGUAUAAUAGGAAAUACAAUUUUCAUCAUUUUGAAAAUCCAUCAAAAUAAGCCUGAGAUGCGUGAGUUGAAUCUAGCUGAUGUUCCGCGAAGUAAAUUUUGUAAUAUUUGUGUUUUUAAUCGGAGACCUCUCGCAGAAACUUGAAUCUUGGUGGGUUAUCAAAUAAGGAAUUAUUUGACAGGAGCAUAUGUGAGUUGCCAGUAAUUUUGGCAGAUGGAGUUUGAACGGGGUUUAUUCUCAUUGGGGAAGAUUUGUAUUUCAAAAUAAAUUGGCAAUUGCCGAUGGUGGCGGCUUAUAUUGGGGGUUCAAUGGACCAAAAAAAAAGAAUUCGUUGUACAGAUAAAAUCAUUGUAGAGAGUCUAUCUGUAAAUGAAGUUGUGGUCUGACGUCAGAAAGAGCAAGUCCUUUUUUCGUAAUUCCUGGGACGACCUUUCGUUUUCUGAAGACAUCUUUCGAUGCAUUCUUUCCGUGAUUCUAAUACUGGUUGAUUGUUUCAGGUGAACAUUUUUUUUCCGGGAUGAGAAAAAAAUGUGAAAGAGAAAACCGCCGAAUCCCACCUGCCCUUCUAAGAAAAUCGAUACGACCAUAAGCGAGUUGUGGUUAUCGUGGCUAUGCCCUCAUGUUUUUCUCUCCCCACAUUGAAAGUUUCUCGGUGCUUGGAUGUUACCAGAGGGAGAAAAGCUCGUCCGGAAAGUGAACCGAAUAUUUUGUAAUUUUUUCCUGUGAUGAUCUGACGCAAUUUUGGGCUGUUGAUGAACAAAAGAGGCAUAAUUUUCAUAAAUUAUCGUGACUUCACUGGCGAAUUACGUGUGGGGUGUUGGUAUGGGUUUCGGAAAUCAUUAGUACUCAGUUUAGGGGUGUAAGGGUUUUGAUUUACAGUACUAACUAACCUGGAUUUCGGGGAUUAUUUGGUUUGUGUGAAGAAGCAGAGGUAAGUUCAAGUGUGCAAGCUGAGGAGAAUGAGUCUCUACGCUCUUUUGGCUGUUGCGACUCUCUGCAAUGCUGUCACGGCGUAUCAGGUCAUGUCGGAGCCGUAUUCAAUGAGGGAAACUUUCCUGAAAGUUCUGGGAGAUUCCAAGUUCCUGAAUCCCUUGAGCAGGUACGAUUACUUCGGGGACGAUGCUGCCAAUGUGGGAUUCCAAGCCCCUGUUGAAAGGCAAUAUUCUGCCGAAGUGAAUGGACUGUAUCCGUGGACAGAGGAUAGCGAUGACAAGUAUUUUGAUCGAGUAGUGAAGGGCAAUGAAGAGCAACAACUUCUGGAUGAUUAUGCAAUUGAUGAUCCCCUGACGAACCCGAUGACCCGGGAUCAAGAGUACCUCCAGCAUUCCUCUCUUUGGGGCCAUCACUACAUCCAAGGAGGAGCAGGUGAAGGUGAUCAGAUUCUGAAACCAGAUGGGAGUCAGAAAAACACCCAGGACUCGAAGACUGAUGCUGUUCUGCCUGCUUAUUGCGACCCUCCAAAUCCGUGCCCUCUUGGCUUCACUGCCGAGGAUGGCUGCUUGGAGGAUUUUGAAAACACUGCUGCAUUUAGUCGUGAAUAUCAAGAAGCUCAAGAUUGUUUGUGCGAUGCCGAACACAUGUUCGGCUGCGGAGACGCGAGGAAAG
This is a messenger RNA of Notodromas monacha, 3314 nucleotides long. Lineage: Eukaryota; Metazoa; Arthropoda; Ostracoda; Podocopida; Cyprididae. The record is from the annotation of a GenBank genome assembly.